This is a messenger RNA of Macrosiphum euphorbiae (potato aphid), 1416 nucleotides long. NCBI's taxonomy places the organism in Eukaryota, Metazoa, Arthropoda, Insecta, Hemiptera, Aphididae. The record is from the annotation of a GenBank genome assembly.
AUGAAACAAGGAGUGGACUUUGGUUACGGAAUAAAAUCCACAUUAGUACAAUGUUUGGUGUUGACGACAACGUAUUUCUUGAACGUCCAGCAAGGGAUAGAUGUGAUGAUGCCAACGAUAAUCAUCGGGGCGUUAGAAUCUAAUACAGGCGACAACUCCGUGCCCGGUAUAACGGCCGAACAGAUAUCAUGGAUAGGAAGUCUGGUGUACUUAUCACCGCCCAUUGGCAGCCUGUUCCUGUCACUUGUUCAGGUACGGCUUGGCCACAGGGCGUGCAUGGCGCUCACCAAUCUAAUCCAGCUGUCGGCCGUGCUGGUCGUGGUCCUUUUCCCGAUCACUGUGAGCACCCUGUACGCGUGCUCGAUGCUGAUGGGUCUGAGCACGGGUUUCGCCACCGGCCUGAGCAUAUCGUACAGCGGUGAGGUGUGCGAGCCAAAGCUUCGGGGCUCAUUGACGUCUGCCCUGAACGUGUUCUACUUCGUUGGAUUCUUCUUCGUCUCCACCACAUACGCGAUCACCAAGAGCUGGAAACAGUCGUUGAUUAUCACUGUCGCCGUGCCCCUGGCCAACAUGGUCACACUGUCGCUGACUCCCGACUCGCCAAUGUGGCUAUUGUCUAGAGGGAAGACGGACAAGGCCAGAAAGGUCUUAAUGAAGCUCCGGGGAUAUGUGAGUGAAGAGAAAUGCGCUACGGAAUUCCAGGAAAUGGUUCAAUACGUAUCUCUAUCGGCCAAAUCGGAAGAAGCAAAACAAAAAACAACUUCGAUUCUGUGUAAUUAUUCACAUCCAGGACUGGCGAGUCCGCUCAAGCUCAUGUUAAUCUACAUAUUCUUUUCAAACGUCAUGUCCGGUGUACCGUACGCGCCGUAUCUGAUGCACGUAUUCGAAUCGUUCAAAACAGAAGCAGAACCUGCAUGGGCAAUGUCCGCCUACCCCGGAUUCAGCAUCAUCGGCAACGUAUUUACCAUCCUAUUGGUACACCGGCUGGGCAAGAGAUGCCUUGUGCUGUCGACCAUAACCUUCUGCUCGAUGUCGUACUUACUCAUCGGUUUCAUCGGACAGUUUUACGCCGACGCCGAGUACGCGCCCUGGGCGAAAUUGGCACUGUUCUUCGGGUCAACGGUAUCCUCGUCGCUGGGCAUAAUGCCGAUCGGAUGGAUCCUCAUGAGCGAAGUGUUCCCGAUGAAAAGUAAGAACCUAGGUUGCAGCAUAUGUUCCGGGGUGUAUUUCUUCCUCAGCUUCUUCAUGACCAAGUUUUACAUGGACCUCGAGAGGUUUAUCGGCUUCUACAACACAUUCGUGCUGUUCGGCGGCGUGGGGCUCAUUGGGCUCGUGUACUUCUACUUCCGUCUGCCCGAAACCGAAAACAAAACGCUAAAGGAGAUCGCCGAACAAUUUAAGCUCGAACCGGUGUAG